CGGCAUCGCUCGGUUCCGGUUUUAGUGCCCGCCUGACGGAGUUGUGUUUUCUGGCCCCGCGUUGUGAUCGCCUUGUAAUGUUCGACGCUGAGAGUUCCCACGCGAGUCUCAUUCAAAUUUCUCGCCCAACGGCGCCUUAAACCCACGAUGCUUCGACCGUGAAGACCGCGUAGUGUCCGGAAAAACGGUAGCGCCACAGUCGGGGGCACCGUCAGCCCCUCGAGAAACUUGCCGCAUCCGUCGCGGGUCGAGAGACCGCGGGGCUAGUCUUGUACCCGUGCGAUGUCCGCUGUGCCGGUUAGGAACUUUUGACAUUGGACAUCUAGAUACGCGUCCGGAACUCCAGCCUGCGCGCGUUGUGUGCUUCUCGACGAGAAAUUGCUCAUGGGAAGGACUUACUUUCCUUGGUAAGAGACACUCCGGAGGAAGCAGACACUCGCCUGUUCAACCAUGCCUCUCUACGGCAAGCACCCAUUCAUUCGGCAGAAACCACCGGCCGAUCUCAAGCCGAACGACGAGGUUUUCUUCUGCAAGAUCACCAACGAGGGCUUCAGAAACUACGACGAGUACUUUGCUCGUGUGAUCCUGUGCAACAGCCUGGUGUGGACGUGCAGCCUGACCGGAAAGCCAGGCCUCACGUACCAGGAUGCCCUGAACUCCGAGGAACACGCGCUGAAGAUUUUGGCAUCGUUCUCAGCAGGGCUGAGGAAGCCAUUGCUCUACAUUGCCAGUCUAACGAAGAGGGGCCGCCUCGCUGACCUCUGCGACGAUGUCUACUCGUUUGCACGUGACCGGUACUUUGUCGGCGAGUCGGUCGAAGUCACCAUUAAGAGCCAUAAGAAAACAUGCACUGUUGCAGCCGUGGUGUCGCCCCCAUCUAAGGCAAAGUCACCAGCCAAGGUCAUACCUGGUUCUCCUGCACCCAGCACCCCUGCGUCGCCGCUGAAGAAGGCUAGUGGUCAGUCGGUGCCUUCCGACAAAGUCAAGUACCAGGUCAUCGACCCUGAGGGCAAGGUUCACACUGUCCCACCAACUGACGUCUGCCGGAAAAAGAACUCCUUCACGAGAGAGAAGAAUCGCAUCUUCCUGCGUCAGGCCACAGAGCUCGACAAAGAUGGAAUUUUGCGGGUUAAGGAGAAGACCCAGAAGAAGUACGGCCUGCAUCAGCUCACGUUUGCCGACAUCUUCACGGGCUCCUCCCCAACAUUCACAGUGUCUCCCAAGAACAGGCCCUCGUCAGGGGCAGCCACACCUGGCUCGCCCGAUGGCAAGGUCAGCAAGCCCCGGAAGUUGAAGCAGACUGGUAGCCCCAAAAAGGAGGGAGCUGUUCCGGCGACUACUAAUGGCAAGAAAGAGCUUGCUGAGAAGCCAAAUGGCAUUGCUGCUGCCAGUGUGGACCAUCCGUCGGCUGAAGAACUGGCCAAAGCAGCAGCCGAAGCCAAGGCAGCAAAGGAUCGGGAGUUCGAAGAGCUUUUGAAGCUGAAGAUUGCUCAGAAGGAAGCCCGGCAAAAGAAAAAGAUAGAGGAGCGGCGCCUACACGCCCAGUUCCUGACAGAGUGGAACCGUCCCCGUGAUGACCUGGAGUGCGACGACCUGCGGGAGCUGCCAUCCUUUGUGCCACUGCACUGCGCCAUUCCCCCCAAGCACUUUGGGGACUUCAUGGUUGUCCUCGAGUUCCUCAGCUUGUUCGCGCAGCAGCUGGACCUCAAGGACUUCUUCCCAGCGGGCGUCAGCUUCGAUCUGCUGGAGCGUGCUUUGACGGAGACAGAUGUCCUGGGUUCACUCAGCGACAUCUUCCAGCUGCUGCUCACGGCAGUGUUCCGCACACAGGAGGAAGAGAUGGAGCCUUCCAAGGGCAGACAUCCGCAAGGGGAACAGAGUUCGGAUGAUGAACCUGAGGAGGAAGAGACGGACAGGGGUCGUGGCGCCCUGCAGGCCAUUCGCAAGGCACAGCGAGUUGCGACAAGUGUGUCCCUGAAACAGCAGCAAGUGCUCGGUUUGAAGCUGAGCAAGGUAACGGUGGAUGCAUUGUCGCUGAGCGAGGUUCUCCGGCUACACUUGGCUUCGAGCGGAUCCCUGGAUGUUGGGCGGAAAGUGUUCAGUGGCUGGUACUCCCAGGAAGAGGAUCCAGGGCUGUGGUUCACCACUGAGGAGCCCGAGAUCAUGGCUCGCCUUAGUCAAGGAAGCAUUCAUGACUUGGAGAUUGGUGACAAGGUGAAACUGCUGCGAGUGUUGGUGGACCAGCUCCUCUCGAUGGAGUCCUUUCGGGGCGUCAUCGAAGAGAACCUCAUGAAGCUAAAGCAGCUCAAACAGGACUUGCGCCAGAUCCGGCUGUCAGCCAAGCAGCAGGAGGAGCCCAAGAAAAAGAGGAACCAGAAGGAAGGUGCAGCUGAAGGAAAGAAGGAGGAAGCAGAAGGGGCCAAUGAGGAUGCUGAUGACAAGGCAGCGACUGACAAAACGUCAGACAAACCAUCAGAGAAGACCGAGCAAAAUGGCAAGGUCAACGGCAUCAUUCCCGAGGCCCUCAAAACCCCGCAACAACGCAAGGAAGAACAGCGCCGGAGGGAAGAGCUUGAGCGGAAGGAGCAGACCCUGCGGAAGCAGGUUGAGCAGCUUCAGUCCUUCUGGUCCCUGCAGCCGCUGGGUGAGGACCGUUGCCACCGACGCUACUGGCAGUUCAACGCACUGCCAGGGCUAUUUGUUGAAGACAACGACCCGCACAGAGGAGCCUGCAUACCCGGCGGCACUCCGCUGGUCCGUUGUGAACUCCCGAAGCACCCUUCGGUGACCUUCAUGGAGGCAUUUCUCCUGCACAACAACCGCAAGCGUGGCGACAGCGGGGACAGUGCAGCACUCAGCGACAAGGAAAACAAAGAAGCCGCUGCUGAGCGGAAGGCCCUGCAUGCGGAAGGCAAGGCACAGAAGCUCCUGUGCGACUCAAACCCAAGGGUGGCGGCGGGAGCAGGCAGGCGUACGUCCGUCGAGACGCCGGCCGUCAUGAUGAACGGCCUGCUGGACCCGAAGCGAGAACUGAGUGUAGUGUUGGACAAGGUGGACAGUGUUGUUAGUGACAUGACGUCAGUGCACCCGGUGAACGGUACGCAUCCCUAUGGGACGUGCUCAGGUAACCCAGUGACGUGUACAGUGCAUGGUGAAGUGGCCAGAAGCGCAAUGCCCCGUUGGUGGUUUUGCCGGAACAAGGAGGAGCUCACUGCCCUUAUCGGUGCACUCAACCCUCGUGGUUUCCGCGAGAGCAAGCUCAGGGCUGUCCUCAAGAGGGAUCAGGCUGACCUGGAGACAGUUGUGGCCAAGUGUCCCGGCCGUAAGCUCAAUCCAGAGGUGGUGUGGCCCGAGGAAGAUGAAGGGGAGGCUGAAGUGCGCAAGUCGUCGCGUCUCCAGUCGGGGCCCAAGCCAUCAGCUAUGGCUGGAUACCCGUCCCGGCUGGCUCAGGUGUAUGGAUUCCGAGAAGCCCUGCUUGACCUGGAAGAGAAGCUGUACACUGGCAGCCUUGGCAUCAUCAAGGUUGAUCGAGUCUCAUGGAGAGAAAAGCUGGAUGGUCUCUUGGCAACAGUUGAGGCAACAGACAAGGACCAAACGGAACUUGUAAAAAUCGCAUCCACUUUGGACUACGAGUCCGAAGUGCGUGACCUAUCACAAGCACUGCUUGACGUCUCGAUGGGCAUCGAGGCAAGGUUUCUUCAGCCACCUCUGGGAGAGUCUGAAGAACAGCGGAAAAAACGGAAAGCUGCAGAGCUUGCCCGGAAACAGAGAAAGGAAGACGGAGAGGACGUGCCUGACGAGCCACCGAGCAAGCCAUCGUUACUGGAGAACUGGCGGGAGUCAGUGAGCGGGUGCACAUCAGUGGCCCAGCUGUUUCUGCACCUGUCAUCGCUGGAGCGCAGUGUGGCAUGGGACCGGUCGGUGCUCAAGGCCUACUGCCGCAUCUGCCGGCGGCGGAGGGACCCGGAACGCAUGCUGCUCUGCGACGGCUGCGACCGCGGACACCACCUCUACUGCCUCAAGCCUCCACUUGAGGUGAUUCCCAAGGGCGACUGGUACUGCAUUGCCUGUCGCCCCAAGGAGAAGCCGGCCUCCCCUGCCAAGCGCAAGUACAUUGAGGAAGAAGAGGACGACGACCAGGACGAGGAAGACGAGGAGGAAGAAGAUGAGGAUGAGGAAGAAGAGACCAAUGCCGCUGAGAAUGAGAGCGAAGCUGAAUCCUCAUCUGAUGGCAACGAUGAUUCGUGUGACGCUUGCGGCAAGGGCGGCACACUUAUCUGCUGCGAUUCCUGCCCGCUGGCCUACCACCUAGAAUGCACACGACCGCCAUUGCGCAGGCUACCACGGGGAACGUGGAACUGCCACAAGUGCACGGUCGCAAAACAGCGUUCGUCUGGAGGAGCAAGGGGAAAGGGCACCAGAACGCGGUCACAAAGUGCUGCUGCAGAAUCGAAGCGCUACAUUGAGAGGCGGCAGCAAAAGGAACAGAGCAAAAAGCAGCCACAGACUUCUGCACCUUCUGACCCGUACCGUCCGCCCCGAAUAAGCUUCAAGCGCUCCAGGGUCAGCUGGGAGGAUUCAUCUUCGGUCAGCGAGGAAGGUGUUACGUCACGGGCUUCAUCGCGACGCUCCAGCCAAGAUCUCCCACUUGACUUCAAAGCCUGUGACGAGAUUCUACAGUCACUUGUCCAUGACCACAAUUCAUGGCCUUUCCACUGUGCAGUCAGCCGUCGGGAUGUUCCCGACUACUAUGAUGUCAUCCGGCGACCCAUGGACCUGGGCAAGAUUCGGGGCAAACUGAGUGGUAUGGAGUACCGCACCACCAAGGAGUUUGUGGCCGACAUCUACCUCAUCUUCCAGAACUGCAGCGUGUACAACAGGCCCGGAUCGCUGGAGCACUCGUCUGGUGUCUCCCUGCUCGGCACCUUUGAGCGCCUUCUGUCCCACCAUGGGCUCGGAGAGUUUCCGCAUGCUCCGUGCUUUGAGGAUGAAGCAACUGGCAGCAAGCGGACGUCCAAGCGAGUGUCCAAGAGGCAUUGCUGCGACAGCGACAGUGAAGACCAUGGUACGGCAAAGCGUGCGCUGGCGAGCCCUACCAAGGACGCUGCCGCAUCGUCGUGGUCGACCAGGAGCAGUGGCAAGCGCCGCACACACUGACUUGAGUGCUUGCAUCGUUUCCCGAUUCCUUGAAGACAUCAUCCCUCCCUGCCACUUCCUCACUUCAGUUCGCACAUUACCAUCAUGUACAGUGUCCCUUGCCUCUUUUUUUUUUUCCCUUCCCUUUUUAAUUAGAAAAAGAAAGUGAAACUGGCUUGAAUGAAAUUUUCCAUCUUUGAUAGGGGUGCGAAAGCAAUCUAGAGCUGCCAUUGGCUCCCACGGAUGUUUGGAGAAAAUUUUCGCUGCAUUUUGUCUGGAGUGAGAGAUUGACGAUACUUAAAGAAUAGUACGGAUGUGGGUACAGAAGGCUCCCAAGGCCCCAAAAGAUGUUCAGCACUGACCAUCUACUGGAAUUGGUGAACGGUGUGUCGUGCCGCAUCUGCCUGUCGGUGCCGAACUGUUGCUGACCCCUUCUCUCCGGUGAUUUGAAAGCAUGCGUGUGGACCAGCUCGACCUUUCUUCUUUUCUGCUCCGUAAAAUGGCUCACAGGUGCUUUCUUUUUUCCUUUCCUUCUUUCUUUUUUUUUCCAUACUCGUCUGUUGCUAAUACGAUUCUGGCUCUGGGCAAGUUAAAUGUUUACCAUCAGGAUUGAAAGCAACAAGACAGGUCAUUUUGUCACUAUCAUAGGUAUACAUAACACAUUCUCUCUUUUUUUUUUUUUCCUUACCAUGUAUACUUUAUAUAGCAGCAUUCUUGUGCGAUUUCAACGCCUUAGCUUUAUGUAAUGUUUUCACCACUGGCUUAAUUUCCAAGUGUACGCAUGAUCUUCCCAAAGUGUUUGACACAUGUACAAGUUGCAGUUAUAAAUUUCUUUUCCAUGAGUU
Molecule: messenger RNA, 5981 nt
Organism: Dermacentor albipictus
Lineage: Eukaryota; Metazoa; Arthropoda; Arachnida; Ixodida; Ixodidae
Gene: Acf
Product: ATP-dependent chromatin assembly factor large subunit
Biological process (GO): positive regulation of DNA replication; regulation of DNA-templated transcription; regulation of heterochromatin formation
Cellular component (GO): nuclear chromosome; CHRAC
Molecular function (GO): DNA binding; protein binding
Source: RefSeq, a predicted model, not a curated record